GGCUGACAUGGACGCCCGGAAAGAGGGUCUGCCCCGAAAUCCUCAUUUCUCAGCCCAACCGCGCCUGGGCACCCUGAGCCCCUUCUUUCUCUCCUGCGCCGCCUACUUCCUCCUCUGGAUCCCCGAGGACCCGCCGUCCUGGGUCGGCGCGCUGGUCAAGGGCCUGCCGGUGCUGUGCCUGCUGGGGCUCCUGCGGGUGUGCCCUGGGGGCGCCCACAGCUCGGUCCUGCAGGGGGCCCUGGUCUUCUCUGCCCUCGGAGAUGUCUUCCUCAUCUGGCCCCAGGCCUUUCUCCGUGGCGUCCUUGCCUUCACCGUGGCCCAGCUGCUCUACGUCUGGGCCUUCGGCUUCAGACCCCUGCAGCCGGGCCUCCUGCUGCCCAUCGCCCUGGCCUCCCUCCCGUUCUACGGCCUCCUGCUGCUUCACCUCUCCCCAGACCUGGUCCUGCCCCUGACGGCCUACGCCCUGGCCCUGUCCACCAUGCUGUGGCGGGGCCUGGCCAGGGGCGGCAGCGCCGGCUGGGGCGCCUUGCUCUUCGCCAUCUCUGACACCCUGCUGUCCUGGGACGCCUUCAUCCAGCCCCUGGCCCAUGCCCGCCUGCUGGUCAUGGCCACCUACUACGCCGCCCAGUUCCUCAUCACCUUGUCCAGCUUCCAGAGCCCCAGGCCAAAGACCAACUGA
This is a messenger RNA of Molossus molossus (Pallas's mastiff bat), 679 nucleotides long. It is a transcript of the gene TMEM86B, whose product is annotated as transmembrane protein 86B. The transcript is spliced from 3 exons. Bases 8 to 679 code for a protein of 223 amino acids. The record is from RefSeq and is a predicted model, not a curated record. Gene Ontology annotation, cellular component: membrane. Lineage: Eukaryota; Metazoa; Chordata; Mammalia; Chiroptera; Molossidae.